This is a messenger RNA of Sphenostylis stenocarpa, 1512 nucleotides long. NCBI's taxonomy places the organism in Eukaryota, Viridiplantae, Streptophyta, Magnoliopsida, Fabales, Fabaceae. The record is from the annotation of a GenBank genome assembly.
AUGGCCAUGUUUUGGUAUGCAGCAGCAACAACUGCAGCACUCUUCUGCAUCAUACACUUCUUUCGUCGGAGACUAUGUUGCAGAUACCCUCUCUUCACUGACUACCCCUUCCUGGGCAUGCUACCACAGGUACUCUGCAAUUUGUGGCGUAUUCAUGAUUUUUCAGUUGAGGUCCUGAAAUCACAUGGUGGCACUGGUGAGUUCACAGGACCUUGGUUUACCAACAUGAACUAUUUGGUCACUAGUGACCCCCUCAACGUGCACCAUGUCUUGAGCAAGAAUUUCAACAACUACGUCAAGGGACCUGAGUUUCGUGAGAUUUUUCAGGCUUUCGGAGAUGGGAUAUUCACUUCUGAUGCAGAAGCAUGGAAAUACAACAGGGAUAUCUUCCAUUCCCUCUUUAAACACAGAAGCUUCGAGGUGUUCCUAGAGACAACCAUUCGGAAGAAGUUGCAGAAUAGCCUACUUCCCAUGUUGGAUUAUCUACAUCAACAAGGGAAUGUGGUGGAUCUUCAAGAUGUCUUCAAUCGCUUCACCUUCGACAACAUAUGUUCUAUAGUUCUUGGAUAUGACCCCAAUUGCCUUUCCGUUGAUUUUCCAGAAGUUGAAAUUGAGAAGGCUUUUAACCAAGCAGAAGAGUCCAUAAUCUACCGACAUACAAUGCCAAAGCGUCUUUGGAAGCUGCAGAAAUGGCUUCAAAUCGGUCACGAGAAGAAGAUGACUGAAUCGUGCAAAACGUUUGAUCAAUUCAUCCAUGCACUUAUAGCGUCUAGGUCGGAAGCACUAAGAAAGUACAAUAACAAUGAAACAGGAGAAGCUUGUGCGGAUUUGCUAACAACUUUGAUGAGAGAAGGGAAAGAACAACAUGAUGCUAGAUUUCUAAGGGAUGCUGUGUUCAAUCUUUUUGUGGCUGGGAGAGAUACCAUAACUUCAGCUCUCACAUGGUUCUUUUGGCUUGUUGCUACCAAUCCUUUGGUGGAAGCCAAGAUUCUUGAAGAGAUCAAUGAAAUUUUUGGAUCAAAUGAGAAGACACCAGAUGAUUUAAGUGUGGAGGAAUUGAAAAAACUGGUUUAUCUGCACGGUGCAAUAUGUGAAACACUGAGACUCUUUCCUCCUAUACCUUUCGAACGCAAGCAAGCAGUAGAAGCUGACAUGCUUCCUAGUGGUCAUGGUGUUAAUCCCAGAGCAAUGUUAAUAUUUUCAUUGUAUGCAAUGGGAAGAUUUGAGGAAAUAUGGGGAGAAGAUUGCAUGGAGUUCAAGCCAGAGAGAUGGAUAUCAAAGAAAGGAGGUAAUGUUUAUGUACCAUCUUACAAAUUCAUUGCUUUUAAUGCAGGACCCAGAACAUGCUUAGGUAAAGACUUGUCCUUCAUUCAAAUGAAGAUUGUAGCAACUGCUAUCUUGCGCAAUUUUCAUAUCCAAGUGGUGGAAGGUUGUGUUGCUUGGCCAAGCCUUUCAAUUGUUCUUCUCAUGAAGGAUGGUUUGAAGGUUAAGAUAACAAAAAGAGAAACUUAA